Ctenocephalides felis (cat flea) is the source of this 1410-nucleotide messenger RNA. RefSeq names its product telomere length and silencing protein 1 homolog. Gene Ontology annotation, cellular component: spliceosomal complex. NCBI's taxonomy places the organism in Eukaryota, Metazoa, Arthropoda, Insecta, Siphonaptera, Pulicidae. Gene Ontology annotation, biological process: mRNA splicing, via spliceosome. The coding region runs from base 106 to 972 and encodes 288 amino acids. The record is from RefSeq and is a predicted model, not a curated record. The transcript is spliced from 6 exons.
CGCAAAUUUCCAUUACAUUUACUAAAACUGUUUAAAUAUUUUUUUAUCUUCAAUCUAAUUUGAGUGCUCUUUUCAAUAAUAAAAUAUUAUUUGCUAUUCACAAACAUGGACAGUGAAAAAGCCCCAAUCGUAUUUAAAUCAACGAAAAAAAAACCUAUACGAAAACGAAAAGAUUCAUCAGAAGACGAAGAGUCUACAGAGGAUAAUUCGUCAGAAAUAAACUCAAAGUUGGAAGAAAUGAAAGAACUACAAAAACUGCGCAAGAGACCAAAUGGAGUUAAUGUUAUUGGUUUAGCUUUGGGUCAAAAAAUUAGUUUGGCUGAAGAAGUUACCGCAAAAGAUCCAUUUAGUAUAAAAUCAGGAGGAAUGGUAAACAUGGCAAAUUUGAAGAAUUGCAAUUUAAAGUCUGACGAUGAUGCUUAUAAUACUGGCAUCGGAACACAAUUUUUUGCAGAAACUAAUAAACGUGACGAAGAUGAAGAAAUGAUGAAGUAUAUUGAAGAGCAACUGUCACAUCGAAAAGGACUUGCAAAGAAAAGUGGCAAUGACGAUUGUAAUUCAGAAGAGCCAAAUAAAUAUCGAACACCCGAAGAAGCUGCUCUUUUAGCAGUACCAGAUUAUUUAAGACAAUCUACAACACAAAGAUCAGAAGAAAUGUUGUCUAAUCAAAUGUUGAGUGGCAUACCAGAAGUUGAUUUGGGAAUUGAAGCAAAGAUAAAAAAUAUAGAAGCAACAGAGGAAGCUAAAUUAAAACUUUUAUGGGAGCAGAGGAAUAAAAAGGAUAUUCCAUCGCAGUUUGUUCCAACGAAUAUGGCUGUUAAUUUUGUUCAACAUAAUAGAUUUAAAAUUGAUGAGCCAGACAAAAAGAAACGUAAACAAAAUGAAUCUAAGGAAGAUACGCAGAAUCCAAAUAGCAAGGCAUCGGACGAUUUUCAUUUUGAGAAGUUUAAGAAGCAGUUUAGACGAUAUUGAGCAUAAUACGUAUACACGCACAUAUAUUUGUAUAUACAUUUAUAUUUUUAUGGCAAAAUGUUUUUAACAACUAAAGCUUUUUAAUAUUUAUACAGAUAAUUUAACCAAAAACGUACACAACAUUAAAACUUUAACAUUAAAACUUUUUAAAUCCAUUCACGAUUAUUUUUUACAAGUCAAGGAGUACUUCCACAUAUAUACCUACUCCAUCAUUUAUGAGACAGUCUAUUUGCUCCAUGCCACGUGUUAAGACGCAAUAAAAUUUACACUGUUAUAAAUAUAUUGAUAAAUUAUUAUUAGUGUCAAUGUCUAUUGAUCGAUUGGAUAUAAAAUUGAUUGGUCGAUUUGAAUAAAUCUUUUAGAUGCGAUAUGAUUCUCAAAUUGUAAAUCCAAACGGUGAUUUUAAAAUGAGAAUAUGCAUAUAAAUUCCUCACUCUG